Messenger RNA from Archocentrus centrarchus (flier cichlid), 2120 nucleotides. It is a transcript of the gene lmo2, whose product is annotated as LIM domain only 2 (rhombotin-like 1). The record is from RefSeq and is a predicted model, not a curated record. The coding region runs from base 468 to 950 and encodes 160 amino acids. Gene Ontology annotation, biological process: positive regulation of transcription by RNA polymerase II. NCBI's taxonomy places the organism in Eukaryota, Metazoa, Chordata, Actinopteri, Cichliformes, Cichlidae. Gene Ontology annotation, molecular function: transcription coactivator activity; DNA-binding transcription factor binding. The transcript is spliced from 3 exons. Gene Ontology annotation, cellular component: nucleus.
CCGCGGCUUCAUGUGGAGGCGCGCGCCUGCGGCUCGCUCAGUUAAAAGGGACGCACGGACACGGAGAUCCACGCAAGUGACCUUCUGAUCGCCUCUGACGGUAUCUAAAUUUAACAAAGCGCGGACAGUCAUCGGAGUCACUGCGGGGUGAUAAAACAUACUUGAAAGACGCGAAGUAUCGCCGCGGGUCACUGCCUCAGGAAAUGAUGACAGCGUCCUCCAUCACAGCAUAGCCGCUUAAAGCCAACAUUUCGCGUCUUGCGGCCAUUUCGUCUGGACUCAGUUGCCUUUUUGGUUCAACACAUUAAAAAGCCUGACACGGGCUGCUGCUGGUGUCUCGGGGGGGGUGAGGGAGCAGGUGCAGCGCGUCUGCCCGCAUGCAGCUUCGCCUCGCGGGUGGCCGCUGAGCUGCAGGCUGGUGACUCCGGAAUCUAAUCUUGGAUCAGGCUGGACAUCACCUUUAAAGAAUGACAUCCACUAUAGAGAGGAAAACACUGGAGGCCAAUGAGGAACCAGUGGAUGAGGUUCUUCAGAUGCCUCCAUCCCUGUUGACAUGCGGUGGGUGUCAGCAGAGCAUCGGUGACAGAUUCUUCCUGAAGGCCAUCGAGCAGUACUGGCACGAGGACUGCCUGAGCUGUGAUCUGUGUGGCUGUCGGUUGGGGGAGGUGGGCCGUCGGCUCUACUAUAAGCUGGGAAGAAAGUUGUGUCGGCGAGAUUAUCUCAGGCUUUUCGGCCAGGACGGUCUCUGCGCUUCCUGUGAAAAGAGGAUCCGAGCAUUUGAGAUGACGAUGCGUGUGCGGGACAAGGUUUACCAUCUGGAGUGCUUCAAGUGCGCCGCCUGCCAGAAGCACUUCUGUGUGGGUGAUCGCUACCUUCUCAUCAACUCAGACAUUGUGUGCGAGCAGGACAUCUUUGAGUGGACCAAGCACAACAAUAAUAACAUGGUUUAGGAGAAUCUCUUCUUCCCGCUGGGUUCAAAGGGAAUGGACUACUAAUAGACAUUUUGUUGCCAGCGCAGGCUUUGUUAUGCAUUUGAAAUUCAUAAUGAAUCAUUUUAAAAAGAGGGGCUACAUCUCUGCAUGUCUCCCUGCCGGGGACUAAUGAAGGCUGCACCAGCAAUAACAGAGAGCUUUUUAUUGAAGGCAAGAAAAAAAAAAAGGUCCAAUACUGACAAUAUUUAAAAAUGCAAUAUUGGUCAUUUGUUAUACACUGAAAUUUUAGAACAAAAAAAUAAAAUACUUGUCAGGUUUCUUGUAGUCUAACACUGUUGCAUCACCUUAGUGUGAAACUUUCAUUAAGAAGAUCAGCAGCUUGUAUUUUAUGGAUUUGUAAUUUCUUAAUGCUUUCCAAGUACUAAUUAUUUAAAAAUUUGUUAAAAGGAUGUCUCUAAAUCUAAAAAAAACCUAUGAAUUCCUUGUUUAUUCAUUUCUGUAAUUCUUCCUAUAUGUUAAAGCAGUCCGUCUCAGGCUUUCUUUUGCAUGCCUCCCUUAAGAAGCUGAGAACAGUUCACCCACCUUCCACCCCUGCGAGCAUUAUUUUUUUUAUAAAUAAUUAACAAAACAAAUAUCCAAGUCAAAUUUCAUUCAAAUGCAAGCCAUCAUUAUAGCACAUCAGUUCGUUCAACUUAGAUUUAGUCUGUAUUUUUCCAUGCAGAAAGGGGCUCCACCUCACAGUCUUGAAGUGCUUGUUUCCCUGUGGACUAAUUUGCUGCACUGACUGUUUUGUUAGAGAUUUAGCGGAAUGAAUUAACUGGAUGUGUGCUAAGUGAAUACCAUGUCUGUAUAUCUAUAAUCAUUUGUGAAAGUUUUCAAGAAAAUUUGUACGAAUUUAUUAGGAAAUUACAGACCUGUAAUGAAAGCAUUACCUGAUUUUCAUAUUAUAAAUGGAAUUCUGUAUCCAUUUUAAAAAGUCCUGAUCAGAAUGAUUGUUCUGUAUUGCCAGGUUGAACUGGUGGCGCCCUCUAAUGGUCGAGGGAGCCCAUGCAACACUUGUUUUACUGACUUUGCAGAGGUUUUCUGUGUGUCUUUUGUAAUUUUACCAACUCUCUGAACAUUCAUUUAGGACUUUUGGGAUAUUAACCUUCAAUUUAUUUAAUAAAUGACAAUUUAGAGAAAUACUGA